AUGAAGAGUAUCAGCACAUGCUCUGCAAUUCCAUGGCGGUGCCUUUCAGCCAUCUUCAGCCUUCAGCUGAAUCCUGAUGUCGGAGGCCGGGGUGGCCUCGGCGCUAUGAGAGACGCGAGGGAUGCCAAGUGGUUCCUUUUGAUCGUCUUUAGGCGUCCAACUGGGAGGUCUGACUAUCGCUUCACCCUGAAGCCUGCAGACUUGACCCCGCCGCAGAUCACGGUCGUCAGCAUGUACGGCAUCACCGAGAACGUCAUCCGGGUAACCAUCCGCCUCGACGAGUCGGGCACGACGUACUGUCGUGCCUAUGACAGUGGUGUCUUCACUCCUGUUUCCCAGGCUGGCACGGAUGUCCCGACCCUCACCGACUGCGCGGCCUGCACCUACGAAAUAAAUACCGGCUCAGGAACUAACUUCGUUGGUGGCUCCACCUACGACACCGUCAAGGGCUUCGCAGAGCAUGAGGUGGACAUCACGGGACUUGUGGCCAAGACCUUCUACUGGGUGUACUGCUACUCGCACGACGAUGAGAUCCCAACGAACAAUGUGGUCACCUCGUCGCAGAUGUUGGCAACAGAGCGGAGCGUCAGGACACUGGACACCACCCCUCCGAGUUUUGGCACGUUCGCCUGCGCUGAAACGCCUGCUACGGAGGACAGCAUCACUGUUACCCUCAGUAUGAACGAAGCCGGACGGGCGUACUGCAAGGUCGUCAACAAAGGCUUCGACCCACCCACUCCAAAUGCCGUCAUCGCUGAAGGCUUCUACAUGGACGUCUCGACGACUUCACCUUUCACGAUCAUUGUGAACCAGAUCACGACGGGACUGGGGGCGACUGGCCUCGAGCCCCUAAACCGCAAGUGGGACUACGACGUCUACUGCUGGGCGCAGGAUGCGGAGGGCUACCCGUACUAUGGGCCCAACGGAAUGGCUGCAGCCGAGGCGUGCCCCGACAACUUUGUGACCACGUUGGACCUCACUCGCCCGAACAUGCGGUUCAUCAUGGCCGAGUCCAUCUCUGCAAGCCAGAUCAUCAUCACGCUUCAGGUGGACGAGGGAGCGAUGGUGUGGUGCGCAGCGUGGGCGAGCGAUCCAGGUCUGACGUCGGCAAACUACGUUGCCAUGAUCAAGGGCCAGCAGAGCACUUGCCACGACAGCAAAGGCCGCCAGUGUGGCACCUUCUGGAUUUAUGAUCUCGACGACCUCGAAGACACGGCAGCUGACGGUGUCUCGACCCAAGCCGAGUACGAGAGCCUGGACAAUUGGAGAUUCAACCAGGACUUCGACAUUAUUGUGAGCGGCCUCACUGAAGAGACUGACUAUCCAUACAUCUACUGCUACGCUGAAGAUGAUGAGACGGAUGGAGGGAGCAGCGGGCCUGGCAGCAGCCCGAACGUGAUGAGGUGGGACGAUGUCGGCACUGCCGGGCCCGACAACGUCCACACCAUCUGGGCCGGCACCGGCACUGUUCAGACCCUGGACGAGACACCGCCGGAGUUCACGCAGCUCUCCAUCAAGGACCCCACGGACGACAACGACAAACUCGUGGUCACAUUCUCUCUCAACGAGGCCGGAACCGCCUACUGCCGAACGACACGGAGCGAUUCUGGUGAGACCGACCUUCAGAUCAACCGGAUCUUGUCUGCCAACUACUACCAGAGCGUGGGCGCUGGCGCCAUCGUCGGUACGAUCACCAUCGACAAGCUGGAGUCGUCAGACACGCAGACUCUCUACGAGGCUUCGCAGUACGACGUGUACUGUUGGGCCAUGGACUCGGCGGUGAAUACGCAGGGUCUGCCAAGGCCGAAUUACAUGACACAGACCUACGUGAAUACGCCGGUGGGCACGACCCUGGCCCAUGCGCUGACCUCGCCCAGUGGGGGCAAGACGCAGUACGUCUGGGUGAAGGACAAGACGCCACCCUCCAUGAUCUACGUCUCCUCGGAGGCGCUCUCCGAGGACACGAUCCAAAUUACCCUUCAACUCAACGAGCCAGGCACAGUUUGGUGCAUGCCGACUCUACCAGCAGUCGAUGGUACAUAUGUGGACACUGCAGACAUCGCCAGCGGAAACUUCAAGGACAAGAUCACAGGAGCCAGCAGCCCUGUAUCAUUCCUCCAGUAUGUGCCGACAGCUUACACCAACAUCGAUGUGGAGGUCGACAGAGUUGUCAGGGAUGACGCUGCGGGAGCGGCAUAUCUGGCUGCCGAAUCGCCCUACAACAUCUUCUGCUUCGCUUCCGACGACUGGGAUUUCGAGGCGACUGGGGCGGCACAGCAGUCCAUCAACUUCCAGUCUGGCAACGUGGGCGCACCAAACGAGGUGGUCUACCAGGAUGUACUGGAUUUCUCUUCUGCAGUUGGUGAGGUCAUCACGCUUGACCUGACGCCGCCGACAAUCCAGAUUAACAGCGUGUCGACGACGGAGACGACGAUCACGGUGAACUUAGAGCUGAGCGAGACAGGGACGGCCUGGUGCCAGGCGGUCCGGCACGGCUUCAAUGUGCCGACCAUCCUGGAGAUCUUGGACAGCAACUUCACUUCGGAGUAUGUCCAUGUGAGCCCUACUACAGUGCCGAUAGAUGUCGAGAUAUUGGGCUACGACCGCCCAAGGAACUGGGACCCCACCUACAUGACCCCGCUGCAGCUCGGCACCUACUAUGACAUCUACUGCUAUGCCGACGAUGACCUCUGUAACGGCUGCAAAGUGACGAAUGGCGUGUCCUUCAACUACGUGAGCACAUCAGCUGUAGAGCUCAAGGUCCGCACGCUGGACCUCACACCUCCGCAGAUGAGGUUCAUUGCAGCAGAGUCCAUCGCACACGACCAGAUCAUCAUCACGCUGCAGGUGGACGAAGGUGCCAAAGUGUGGUGUGCGGCCUGGGACACGGAUCCGGCUUUGGUGGCUGCGGGCCAGGACUACGAAACGAAGAUCAAGGCGAGGGCUUCGGAUUGCACAGACAGCUUCGGUAAUCAAUGUGGGACCUUCUGGAUCUACGACAUGGAUGACAUUGUCGAUGUGAUCAAUGCGGCAGACGGUGUCACCACACGUGCUGAGUACGAGGCCACAACUUGGAAGUACAACCGAGAUGUCGACAUCAUCGUCAGUGGUCUCACUGAAGAGACGGACUACCCCUACAUAUACUGCUUCGCCGAGGACGACGAACUGACACCCAAUGCAAUGAUCUUCGACAAUGUUGGGAUGUCCGGGCCGAGGAACGUGUACACGAUGUGGACUGAGAUUGGCACCAUUCAGACACUGGAUGUUUUGGCCUCAGAGCAGGAGGUUUUGUCUUGA
Messenger RNA from Symbiodinium necroappetens, 3297 nucleotides. The record is from the annotation of a GenBank genome assembly. NCBI's taxonomy places the organism in Eukaryota, Dinophyceae, Suessiales, Symbiodiniaceae.